Messenger RNA from Eleginops maclovinus (Patagonian blennie), 6696 nucleotides. RefSeq names its product neurabin-2-like. Lineage: Eukaryota; Metazoa; Chordata; Actinopteri; Perciformes; Eleginopidae. Gene Ontology annotation, biological process: neuron projection development; calcium-mediated signaling; actin filament organization. The record is from RefSeq and is a predicted model, not a curated record. Gene Ontology annotation, molecular function: actin filament binding. The coding region runs from base 175 to 2820 and encodes 881 amino acids. Gene Ontology annotation, cellular component: dendrite; cytoplasm; postsynaptic density. The transcript has 15 exons.
GGAGCAGAAGGGAGGCUCAGUCUGUUCAGCAGCAGGACAAUGGACCGUCUCCUGCACCGAUCCUAACCGGAACACACCGGGACACAAGGAGGUGAAAGUCAAACAGCUGCAGGAUGCUGCCCUCCUACUCGCUGCUAACCUGCUGUUCACCGGGGGGCAUCUGAUCUACCAAACAUGAUGAAGACUGAACCCCCGUCGGCCUCGGGGGGCAACGGGACCUCCAGCGGUGGCAGCUCCAGCCUGCGGAGCCCCUCGCCCCAUCGCAACGCCUACGAGGCGGGGCUGGCGGCACUGAAGAAGGCGACGGACCACCUCAACAAUGCUGCGAACGGCGCCGGCAGCUCUAAGCCGACUCCACUGCCCCGACCCACCGGGAGGGGCCGGAAGUACGGAUCCAACGUCCACCGCAUCAAGAACAUGUUCAUGCAGAUGCAGUCUCCUGGAGACGAGGAGGAGGGAGACAAAAUGAUUGGUGCAGAUCAGGCAGUGAAGCUGUCUUUACCGAGGGCGUCCAGCCUGAACGAGAACGUGGACCACAGCGCUCUGCUCAAACUGGGGGCCGUGGUCUCAGAGAGGGUCAACCGCUUUGACUCUAAGCCCGAUGGAGAGGGGGGCGGGGGAUUCUCCAAACUCCAGGAGACCAGGAGGAUCUUCGAGCAGCGGACUCUACAGGAGAAGCAAGCUGCCACCAACCGGAUAUUGCUGAAGAAGGAGCGAGCAUCGGGCUUCCAGGACAGCCGCCUGGAUGUCGUGGCUCGAUUUAACGGCUCCACCGAGGCUUUGGACCGGCUGGACGACCCCCCUGCUCUUGCUCCUGCACCACUUCCUGCUCCUGCUCCACUUCCUGAUCCUAUUCCUGAUUGUAUUCCUGCUCCCGACGUUCUUCCCGUUGCCGCAGCUUCAGUCGGUGAUGCCGUCAGCCCGACCGUGAGUCAGCUCAGCGCCAAGUUCGAGAAGACCGACCCCCCGCAGAACAAUGUCGCCCAACGUCGCCCAGGCCCCGUCCUACCGCCAAAGCCCAAACCUCCAGCCAGAGGGGAAGCUACCGGCAGGAAGGGGAAGGUGCCACCUCCCAGUAAGGAUGACCAAAAGGAGGUUACAGGAGUAAGCAACCAAGCAAAGGAACUACCCGAAACUGCUGAUUCUCUACAGAACAGCAAAACAGAAGUGGGAUCCAGUGAGGACAAGGAAGAGUUUGGACAGUCAGGAGACAGGCCUAUAAGCUCUUCCUCCUCGUCUUCUUCGGAGGUCAAAGCGGAGUCGGAGGUCCAGCAGCCAACAGCGACUGAAGCCCGGGGCUCGAGUACUAUGACUCCCCCGGGUCAGGAUCCACAAACUGACGAGCUGGACGGCUCCACCGGGGGCUCGGAGGUCGAAUCCAGGCUGGUUCAGGCCGAGGUUCAUGCCUCUUUGGAAAAUGGAGAAAAAGAGCCUCCUGGUUCCUCUCCUUCCACGGAGGAACGAGGAGAGGACUCUGAUCGAAGGGAAGAGGAUGAGGACAAUGAGGAUGGCUCGAGGAAGGAGGAUUACUCGGAGGGGGAUCUGGUGGAUAUCAGUGCGUACAGCGGGAUCGGGGAGGAGGACUCUGGGGGGAGCCAGCUGGACGAUGAGGAGGAUGAGGAAGAUGAGGAGGAGGAAGAGGAGGAGUAUCAUCCGGAGAGCAGCUGCUCAGAAAUCCCGGGGCUCCCUGAGGAAGAGGAGCCGCCGCCGCCCAAUAGGAAGAUUCAGUUCAGCGUCGGGCCAAUCAAGGUGUUCACCACGUACUCUAACGAGGACUACGACCGGCGUAACGAUGACGUCGACCCGAUGGCGGCCUCGGCGGAGUACGAGCUGGAGAAACGAGUCGAGAAGCUGGACCUGUUUCCUGUGGAGCUGGAGAAAGACAAUGAUGGUCUGGGUAUCAGUAUCAUAGGGAUGGGUGCAGGAGCCGACAUGGGUCUGGAGAAACUGGGGAUCUUUGUGAAGACGGUGACGGACGGAGGAGCUGCUCAGAGAGACGGCAGGAUCAUGGUGAAUGAUCUGAUCGUGGAGGUCGAUGGGACCAGUCUGGUUGGCGUCACUCAGACCCUCGCUGCCUCAGUCCUCCGAAACACCACAGGCACCGUCAAGUUUGUGAUUGGACGGGAGAAGCCGGGCGAGCAGAGCGAGGUCGCUCAGCUGAUCCAACAGACUCUGGAGCAGGAGAGGUGGCAGAGAGAGAUGAUGGAGCAGAGAUACAAGCAGUACAUGGAUGAUGACGACGAGACCGGUGAGUACGCCACGGACGAGGAGGAGGAGAUGAGUCCGGUGUUCCCCAACUCCAUCGAGGUGUUCGACCUGGCGGAGAAUCAGGACAUGUCUCCUGUGGAGCUCGACCCCGAGAAACUGGCCCACAAAUUCAAAGAGCUCCAGAUCAAACACGCGGUGACCCAGGCGGAGAUCCAGCUGCUGAAGAGGAAGCUGGCUCACGCGGAGCAGGAUAAGCUUCGGUGGCGGAUGGAGCGAGCUCAGCUGGAGCAGAACAUCCGGGACAGUAAGGAGAGGAUGGAGAAGCUGGAGGGGUACUGGAUGGAGGCGCAGUCGCUCUGUAAGGCGGUGGACGAACACCUGAAGGAAACUCAGUCCCAGUACCAAACUCUGGAGAGGAAGUACAGCAAGGCCAAGAGGCUGAUCAAAGAGUACCAGCAGAAAGAGAUCGAGUUCCUGAAGAAGGAGACGGCUCAGCGUCGAGCAGAAGAGGAGAGCGAGGCGACGCACAAAGAGGAGGCCGACACCCUGCAGGAGAAGAUUACAGACUUAGAGACCAAAGUGGACGCUCUGAAGACCCCGAACGCCUCGUAGACCUUCAUCUGUGAAGAGGAGGAAGAGGAGGAGCGCUGCCUUCAUCACCUGGGCUGUACUUCACUGCAAUCAAACAUCUGCUGCACGGACAGGAAGUGUGGGGGGUGGGGGAGAAUAACAGGAAUGACAUUCAAAGAGGAAAAGAAGCAACUUCUCAUCUGCUGUCCGUCAACUACAAAUCCCAGAAUGCUCCUCUGAAUUUCCCACAAUCCUCCUUGUCUGUCUUCCUGGCUUGGCAUCAACAACACACUCGACACUCUGUGCUUUAUUUAUAUCGGCUUCUCCUCCCGGAUUUCAUUUCUUUGAAAAAGGCACGUUUACUGAACCGGCUCGUCACAAAGUGCUUUAUAGAGCGCAGACGAAAACAGAGCAAAAAAAGGACUUUUGAUUGUCGUUAUACUUUUUGAACGCUGAACCAUUCCUUUUUUUUUCGGGAUUGGACUGGAUUCUUACGAGGAAGAAAAAUAAAACUACUUGGAGAAACGGCCAUGUUUUAAGACAUGCUCUGGGGUGGAAACGUGGUCGUAAAAAACACACAAAAACUCUGGAGAAGGAAAAAGCCACCACCUGCUGAUCGCCGAGUAAUAAAAACUACAAACAAGAUGGCCGACACAUUUCAGAUUAGUGACAAAAAUGGAAAACGCCCACCCAUCUACCAGCCUGCGUGCAAUUGGAAGAAAAUACUGUCUGUAAAUAUUCAAUACGUGUAUUUAAAAGUGUUUAAAUAUCUGACAUCGGAGGGGUUAGCCUGUGCAAUUAGCCGAAAGACUACGAAAUAAUUAUCAUCUCUUUUCUACCGCCAUCAAAGGCAAACAGGGUGUGUGUAGUCUCAUGCUGAUAGAGCUUCUUACGGUGUGUAUCUGUGGGUGUGUACUAACCGCUGUGUGUGUGUCGGUGAACAUGCACAUCAGGAAAACGUUUCCAAAAAAUCCAGAAUCGGGGAAAUAGUGGAAUAUGGAAGCAGUGGUGGAAAGUGUUACUUACAUUUACAUUUAUUUAGUGUAUUAAUUCUUUAUUUUUUUUAACCAAAGUUAUAAAAUGAAUUGGAAAAUUACAAAAAGAUAAAUUGAUGCCAAAUAAUUAUCCCUUAAUCUGCUAAAAAUAAACUAAAUAAUAAACGAGUAAAAUACACACCCCCAAAAUCACAAAAAUAUUCCCAAUAAAUUGGACAAGUAAUCUUUUAAAUAAGAUGCCCAUACAUUUUCUCUAAAUCUGUCAAACAUUAUUAAAAUGGUAGAAACUGGCUAAUUUAAUUUAUGGCAAAACAUCUGGUUUUUAUAUCAGUUUUUUAUAUAAUGGACAAUAUUUUGCUUUGAAGCAGACGCAAUAUGAAUUGGCAGGAAAGAAGGAAAGGUGAAGUACCUUGAAUUUGCAUUUAAGUACAUUUCUUAGGUAGAUGUACUUAGUUACUUUUCACCACUGUUGUUAGUAGAAAGAGGAUAUUUUUCAGUUGCAUUUACUGCAUAGGUAUUUAAGUCCUACAUUCAAUCUGAGGAUAUGUAAUGGAUUUUUCAUCAGUGUCAAUGGUUCAAACAUUUCUUGGAGGUAAAACUGCUCCAUGAAUCUCAUUAUGGGAACAUAAGUUGGUAUAGAGCCAAACAGGUGAAAAGAUGCUGACUCAUGCUGCAUUUCUUUUAGGCAGAUACUGAAAAUACAGUUUUUAAAAUCUUUUAAACAUAAUUUAAAACAAGUAUUUCCCUCACAGGCGCUUAAACUGAGUUAAUCUGGAAACCCGACCAAGAUAUGUCCUGGAUAAUUUUCAGUGGAAAAAGAAUUUCUGAAAAAAACUACUAGUAGCUCGUUAGCUUAAUAGGCUAGUUAGCAUUUCUGAUCUUUUUUAAACGAACAAAAUAAGCUCCCUCAAAGCAUAACAUUCAAAAUUCAGUAUUAAAAAAUGAUAAAGUAAAUUGGUCCCUAUAAUAUAUCUAUUUUUCUACUUUCAAUCAGUAGUUGUCUUUGCUAAUCGGCUAAUGUAGCUGUGUUAUGCUAACGUAGCUGUGUUAUGCUAACGUAGCUGUGUUAUGCUAACGUAGCUGUGUUAUGCUAACGGUGCUUUGUUAUGCUAACGUAGAGGACAGUUUUUCCUCUGAGAAAUGGAAACGAGCUAAAGUAUUAUUCAGGAAACUGUGUGCAUGUAAACUCACCUCACAUUAUUAACAUUAUUAGGAGAAGAGUAGAAAAUCCCAGUGCCAGUAUUAUGACUUUAGUUAGUGAAACAAACCCAACAUAGUCCAGAUAUGGGUUCAAUACACGAGUGUUACUGUGGUCGAUCAAGGCCAGAUUUUAUUUGACAUUUUUGGAGGUUCAGGUAUAGAUGCAUAACAUUCUUUUUUACCAACAAAGUUCCUUCUUUGUCAGAUUAAAUUGGGGGGGGAAACACAGAAAUUGGUCAUUGCUGAUUUUUAAAGAGUCAUUCCACCAGAGAUGGGUUAUUUUAGCCUCCUCAUUUUAAAUUGGCUGAUGCAUAAUUGUCUUAAUUCGUCCGUGGGAAUAUUUUUUUCAUGCAGUACAAUCUCUGUUUGUAAAAUAUGAUAAAUGUAAGUAUUCUGAUUUGACUAUCAUCCAGGAGUUGUUUGGAAGUUUCAAAUGUGCAUGGGGAUGGGGAAAUGGUGCUGAUUCAGACACAAAAAGGAAGAACUUAUACAAGGUAUUAAACGAGCAAAAUGUGUAUUUGGCUAAUGUUGUUGUUCACCAUUAUUAUGAGUUUGUGUUGAGAUAAUACAGCUUGCUGGCGAGCUCUGAAAAAGUCUAAUUAAUUGAAAACCUUGAACAAGAAAACAAUAGAGUGGUGCAGGAAUUUCUGUAGUGGACCCUGAAGGCAGCAUCUCCUGGUCCAAUGGGAUUACUCCAUGUGAUUUUGGAUAAUCUCCACAUAAUAAAACCAUGAUUUCUGAAACAAGUGAAGCUAAAGUUAAGCUAUAAAGGACAACAACCAAAAACACAUUCAGAAAACCAUUGACUUCCAGACCAGGGACAGGAAGUGGUAAAAUGCUAACUCAUUCCUGCACCACUCUGAUUAGGCUGUAUAGAUCCUGAGUUGUCGUUUCUUUUAGCACCAUCCUCUGGUAAAUAUUUUGUCAAAUGAUUUUGGUUUACCAGCCAGAUCUUUCCAUGAGCCUCAGCUACACAUUGUAAUUUAUGCUAACUAGCACUUGUUGCUAACUGACAAGGUAAACAUCAGCAUGUCACUGUGAGCAUGUUAGCAUUAGCAUCGAACAAAAGCACGCCUUCAUAGAGGCUGUAGACCUUCCUAAUAUAAAAGCAUAUUUAGUUUGUGAUCUUGCAAACACUGAAACACUUUCACAGAAAUGUCACUUUAAGCACUCUGUGACUUAGUGGUGUGAGUUGUGAUGCCUUUAGAAUAAGGUGUCCCUGUGUGUUGAUUUAAAGCGGCUAAUGUGAUCGAGAACUUUAACAGGAAAAUGAGAAAUCACCUGUUUUUCAUGGAUUUAUGGUGAAACAUGUCAUCGUACUAUGAACAGGUUGGGUGAUUUCUGAUGUUUGAGUGAGGCAAGUCCACAGUAUUUCAUGUUUUUUAAUUACUUGUUUACUACAUGCAGUAUAUUUACAUUAACCUCUAUCAGACAGGGUCAAAUCAGCCAUAAAUUGGGUUGUUUUUUAUUCCUUGAGUAUUUUUAUUACAGUUUCAUCUCUUCGUCAGACCAAAUGUGAGCUGUACAGUUGUUUUAUGUCCACAUUAAGUCACUCUGGUUGUAGAUCUGAACAGGAAGUGACCUCGCUGCCUUGUUAUUAUGACUUCUUCUUUAGUUCAACUUUUAAAUGCUGCUUCUGCCUUCACAAAGCCUUCUGAUGUUUGCUCGCUGAUUAUUACCCAUCAUGUCUCCUCAUUAAAAGCCCCGAGAGGCAAGAAGUAAA